Molecule: messenger RNA, 1100 nt
Organism: Alternaria alternata
Lineage: Eukaryota; Fungi; Ascomycota; Dothideomycetes; Pleosporales; Pleosporaceae
Product: catabolic 3-dehydroquinase
Exons: 1
Coding region: 497-961 (154 amino acids)
Biological process (GO): quinate catabolic process
Molecular function (GO): 3-dehydroquinate dehydratase activity
Source: RefSeq, a predicted model, not a curated record
UCUUACCCGCCUUCCGCCCCAACUGGACAGCAAACGCGUAGAUCUCAUCGAGUUCUUCUCUUGAAAUGUCCGUCAUGUUGAUUGCCUGUUGUCGUGUAUACAAAGAAUACUAGAUUGGCAUGGCAGAAACGCCAUGGCGAACCAACACGCGCCAGAAGCGAUCGCGUCGCACAUCAUCCGUCUAAAGCCGUAUCGGCUAGGAACGGAAAGGGUCCUGAUAGCUACAUGUAGGGAAGUGGGACGUCAUUCUUUGAGAUUGGAAGCAAGACGGCCGAUCGUAAGGGUGGGGGUAAGGACUUUUCCCUUUCCGAAAGCCACCGGAAUCUCGGAACGAGCGUACACUGAGAGGAUACGCGACACGAAAGACAGAUCAGUCGUGUUAUCGCAAUCUCUCCCAACAUCAGCACAGUUUUAAAAGCACCGAUAUUGGCUUAUUAGCUCAGGUCGUAUCAAAAGCUACCGUUUCAGGACGUCUCCUCCAUACUUACAGCCCAACAUGCCCAAAUCCAUUCUCCUAAUAAACGGUCCAAACCUGAACCUCCUCGGCACGCGCGAACCUACAAUCUACGGCUCUACAUCUCUCUCAGACGUAAUUACCUCCGCGCAUACCCAAUGUACCGAACGAUCCGUGAACUUUUCGCACAUUCAAUCGAACCACGAAGGCGUACUCGUUGAUCGCAUACACGAGGCACGCGGCAAAGUCGACUUCGUUGUGAUCAACCCCGGCGCGCUCACACAUACCAGCGUCGCACUGAGGGACGCGUUGGCCGGCGUGGAGAUACCCUUUGUUGAAGUGCACAUCAGUAACAUACAUAAGAGGGAGGCGUUCAGACAUCACAGUUAUCUGAGCGAUAAGGCCGAAGCAGUAAUUUGUGGUUUGGGAGUAUAUGGAUAUGAGGCAGCUAUCGAGUUUGCGGUGAGGUAUCUUAAGGAAAAGGACGAGAAGAAGGCGAAUUUGUAGAGCGUCAUGUAUAGCUAGAUUUGUGGCGGCAAAUGAUGCUUUGAUUUUGGUACCGAUGUCUAUGGAGUCUCCUGUUCGCCAGUAACAUGCAGAUUAUCAGUCGUGCGUUCUACUGAAUCCAUGUUUGAUAUCCUGUCGC